CCGCCCUGCUCGCCCCACUCGGCUCGCCCGCGCCCCGCCAUGGAGGACCUGGAUGCCCUGCUUUCUGACCUGGAAACCACCACCUCACACAUGCCAAGGCCAGGGGCUCCAAAAGAGCGCCCCCCAGAGCAGCUCACACCCCCGCCACCCUAUGGGCAGCAGCCACAGACAGGUUCUGGGGAGCCUUCCGGGGCCUCCGGGGACAAGGACCACCUGUACAGUACGGUAUGCAAACCCCGGUCCCCAAAGCCUGCAGCCCCUGCGGCUCCUCCCUUCUCCUCUUCCAGUGGUGUCUUGGGCACUGGGCUCUGCGAGCUAGACCGGUUGCUUCAGGAACUUAAUGCCACCCAGUUCAACAUCACAGAUGAAAUAAUGUCUCAGUUCCCCUGCAGCAAGAUGGCUGCGGGAGAGCAGAAGGAAGAACAACCUGAUGAUGAGAAAAGACCCAGCCUCCCUCCCAGCCCUUCCCCUGCCCACCCCAAGCCUUCGGCCACAUCAGCUACUCUGGAGCUGGACAGACUGAUGGCCUCCCUCUCUGAUUUCCGCGUCCAGAACCACCUCCCAGCCUCGGCGCCUGCCCAGCCACCAGCGGGGAUGACCACAGGGGCAGUGAACUCAGUGGAUGAGACUUCCCCAUCCCCACCAGCACCGGCAAACAAGGGCAGCCUGGACACCAUGUUGGGCCUGCUGCAGUCUGACCUCAGCCGCCGUGGUGUCCCCACCCAAGCCAAGGGCCUCUGUGGCUCCUGCAAUAAGUCCAUUGCUGGGCAAGUGGUGACAGCUUUGGGCCGUGCCUGGCACCCUGAGCACUUCACCUGUGGCAGCUGUGCCACUGCGCUGGGAGGCAGCAGUUUCUUCGAGAAGGAUGGAGCCCCGUUCUGCCCCGAGUGCUACUUCGAGCGCUUCUCGCCACGUUGUGGUUUCUGCAACCAACCCAUCCGACAUAAGAUGGUGACAGCCUUGGGCACUCACUGGCACCCGGAGCACUUCUGCUGCGUCAGUUGCGGGGAGCCUUUCGGAGAAGAGGGUUUCCAUGAGAGGGAGGGCCGCCCCUACUGCCGCCGGGACUUCCUGCAGCUGUUCGCCCCUCGCUGUCAGGGCUGCCAGGGCCCCAUCCUGGACAACUACAUUUCAGCGCUCAGUGCGCUCUGGCACCCGGACUGCUUCGUCUGCAGGGAAUGCUUCGCACCCUUCUCCGGAGGCAGCUUCUUUGAGCACGAGGGCCGCCCGCUGUGUGAGAACCAUUUCCAUGCAAGACGUGGCUCCCUGUGUGCCACGUGUGGCCUUCCCGUGACCGGCCGCUGUGUGUCGGCCCUGGGUCGCCGCUUCCAUCCGGACCACUUCACCUGCACCUUUUGCCUGCGCCCACUCACUAAGGGCUCCUUCCAGGAGCGUGCGGGCAAGCCCUAUUGCCAGCCCUGCUUCCUUAAGCUCUUCGGCUGAGGACGCACCGGGUUCGCGGCUCCUUGCACAUGGCUCCACAGGCCCAUUGCCGGCCAGAUCCUCCAGCCCACCAAGGCCUAGCACCUGGAGCGCAGGGCUACCUCCAGUCUCCUGGAGAGGCCCUCCCCUAAGGUACUCAAGUCCGCCCAGGUCAGAAGGCCCUGCCAACCCUGCUGCCAACUCCUCCAGAGCCGGUUGGUCCCGUUGUGACAGGAGAUUCUGCUCCAGAUCUUGCCCUACUCUAUCCCCCAGCCUUGGGGGGAAGGGUCCUGCCAGGCUCUGCAAUUGGAGGGUCCCACCCCGUCACUGCUCAGUGCACUUUUUUUCUACCUGCAUAAACUCACAUUCCACAUA
This is a messenger RNA of Ochotona curzoniae (black-lipped pika), 1797 nucleotides long. RefSeq names its product transforming growth factor beta 1 induced transcript 1 (gene TGFB1I1). Gene Ontology annotation, cellular component: adherens junction; stress fiber; filamentous actin. The coding region runs from base 40 to 1443 and encodes 467 amino acids. The record is from RefSeq and is a predicted model, not a curated record. The transcript is spliced from 11 exons. Gene Ontology annotation, biological process: actin cytoskeleton organization; muscle structure development. Gene Ontology annotation, molecular function: actin binding; muscle alpha-actinin binding. NCBI's taxonomy places the organism in Eukaryota, Metazoa, Chordata, Mammalia, Lagomorpha, Ochotonidae.